Molecule: messenger RNA, 3981 nt
Organism: Peromyscus eremicus (cactus mouse)
Lineage: Eukaryota; Metazoa; Chordata; Mammalia; Rodentia; Cricetidae
Gene: Lratd1
Product: LRAT domain containing 1
Exons: 2
Coding region: 523-1401 (292 amino acids)
Source: RefSeq, a predicted model, not a curated record
GAGCAGCUGGGUGCACAAGCCACGCCCCUGGUGCGCUCCCCCACGGCGCUCACACCUACGCUCCCAAAGCAGUGAGGCUGGGGGAAAAUGCUGGGGGCUGGGCAGGGCGGAGCACAAAGGAAACCCGCCCCUGAUCCCACCCUCAGCAGAGAUUGGCAGGGCUCGGGCACCCGUCCCAACCAAUGGGCGCGUUCCGGGGCGGGCCUGGAAAACGGCUGUUCAGGCGAUUUAAGAGUCGUCGGCGCGGCUGUGGAAAGCCGUGUGGAGCCAGGACUUGCCAGGUGGAGCAGACGCCCGAGCCAGCGUAGACACGGAGCGCACCCGCACCUCUCUGGGCACCUCACCGCACUGCUUGCCUCCGGGUAGAUCUGAACCGCAGUCUCACGCGCCGCCAGGACCCACUCGCCGCUGCCGCCUCCACAGCACCCAUGGGGACCUGGAGACUUUAAAAGGAGUUUGGGGUUUCCGGGAGCAGGGAAAUCACGGAUCUCAGUUCCUGGCCCUGGCCUCGCCGCGUCAUUGAUGGGCAACCAACUGGACCGCAUCACCCACCUCAACUACAGCGAGUUGCCCACUGGGGACCCAUCUGGGAUUGAGAAGGACGAGCUGCGGGUCGGGGUUGCCUACUUCUUCUCGGAUGAGGAGGAGGACCUGGACGAACGCGGGCAGCCGGACAAGUUUGGUGUGAAGGGCCCCCCAGGUUGCAGCCCCUGCCCAGAGAGCCCCAGCCGCCACCACCACCACCUGCUGCACCAGCUCGUCCUCAACGAGACUCAGUUCUCCGCCUUCCGGGGCCAGGAAUGCAUCUUUUCCAAAGUAACCGGCGGCCCUCAGGGCGCCGACUUGAGUGUCUACGCGGUCACCGCGCUGCCCGCGAUCUGCGAGCCGGGCGACCUGCUGGAGCUGCUGUGGUUACAGCCCGCGACCGAGCAGCCCGCGCCCGCCCCGCACUGGGCCGUCUACGUGGGCGGCGGGCAGAUCAUCCACCUGCACCAAGGCGAGAUCCGCCAGGACAGCCUGUACCAGGCGGGCGCGGCCAACGUGGGCCGGGUGGUGAAUAGCUGGUACCGCUACCGCCCGCUGGUGGCCGAGCUGGUGGUGCAGAACGCCUGCGGCCACCUGGGCCUCAAGAGCGAGGAGAUCUGCUGGACGAACUCCGAGAGCUUCGCUGCCUGGUGCCGCUUUGGAAAGCGCGAGUUCAAGGCUGGCGGGGAGGUCCCCGCAGGCACACCACCCCCGCAGCAGCAGUAUUAUCUCAAGGUGCAUCUGGAGGAGAACAAAGUCCACACGGCCCGUUUCCACAGCCUGGAGGACCUCAUCCGCGAGAAGCGCCGCAUAGACGCCAGUGGCCGCCUGCGAGUGCUGCAGGAGCUUGAGGACUUCGUGGACGACAAGGAGUAACCCCAGAGCAGCAGCCCUCCGCGCUUCUUCUCACGCCCGGAGCUCCUUUCCUGUCCCGCAGCUCUGCACCCCACACCCCCUAGCGCGCCCGCCCAGGGCCAGCGGCUGGAAGCUUCAGGAACUCACACCGGCACCGGGCGGGCGCAGCUACGCGCGCCCCUAAGACAACCCUUAGUGUUAGUGACCAUGCCGGGGUUACCCAGCCUGCGCCUUGGCCCUGGGUUGUGACGGGGAAACGGGGAGUGGGUAAAGGGGAGCAAGGACACGACCUUUCCCGCGAGCCAAUGGUCAGUGACUCUUCACCAGACAGGGCAAAUACCCUUUAGUGAGAGGGGACAGUCACCACCACCCCCAGACGCUCACACACAGAUCAGUCAGAGGUGAGAAUUGUUCCUUGCAGGGCACAGUUCAACUCCGGAAUGAAUGUGUCCCCGAUCUCAGAAUUCCCAUGAAAUCGAGCCUGUCCUGUGUACUUGGGAGCACUUCGGGGGACUACAGGUUACCCUGAGGCUGCCAAGGACUGUCUCACAGCUCUCCAACCCAGGGUCUCCUAACAAUGCAUUCCAGGCUCCGGGCUGAGCUAGAUAGGUUUGACUUCCCUACUUGCACAGCUGGAAGCAGACGCCAUCCCGGGACUGACGGACCUCUCCGCAGAAGAGGAAGCCUUCUGGGUCCCCGGAGGAAAAUGGCGCAGCACCUCUUAAGAGUGAGGAGGGACCGCCCGCUCCGGAAAAGGAGCUAAUUCACCUGGUGUGUGGGCACUUGAAUGUAGGAAGGAGAAGGCGGCUUUUUGCUCGGAGCAAUCCCUUGAUUGCUUCCCUCCUCGCUCUGCAUUUCAGAGAGUCCUGUUUUCCAAGGGACUGGAGGAGAAGAAGGCAGGGAGGAUCUACAACAUUCCAGAAACCAGCAUUAGGACAGCCUAGCCAGUGUCUUUAGUUUGGCUUUUCCUAAUUAGAAGAAGAUCUUAGAAGGCAGGGGGGGAGGCGGAGAUUGUUUUUUUUUUUUAAAACGAAACAGCAGUUUUCCAACGAUGUCAACAAAGCCUACAGUGUCGAUGAUGCUUCUCUUGAUCAUAUUUAGCAACAUGCUAAUGAAAUUUCAAAUUGAAAUUUUUAUUUUCAUGGCUUUAAUCCAUGAUAGCUUAAAUACUGGGGGCCAUUAGGAGUGGAAUUUAGCUAAGAGUUUAGCUGACAUUGCCUUUCACUCUGGUUUUUCUCAACUCUUAUGAGAAUUCUGUUUGGGGACAUUAUAAUCAUUUACUUUUUUUUUUUUUUUUUCCUGGCUUUACAAAGUAGCCCUGUGGUGGUGGAGCUGUUUGUUAAUGUGUAUAUUGUACUGAAUUUUUGUCAGUUCAAGGGUCUGCUGCUUUGGUGAUUGCUAGCAAGUUCCAGGGGGGUUCUUUUCUCCAUGUUGUAUGUCAUCAUCAUCAUCAUCAUCAUCAUCAUCAUCUUUGCAUCUCCUCUGUCAUCACCUCUCGAUCCCCUUCAAAAGGAAUCUAGAGUUGAUGGGCUUUAGGGACCACUUCCGUAGCCUAUCCUGCUGUUUUUCUGAGAAGAAAGAAGCACUCUUAGAAUCAGCACAGAAUGUGUGUCUUUCAAAACAUGGUUACCUGAAGCUCCUUCCUGUGGGCAAGAGUCUGUGGAUUUUCUCCAAGGGAUACAGCCGCAGCCUAACUGGUCUUUACUUGAUUCUAUGUGCUAGACACACCUGAGGACACAUAUAGUCUCUCGGGGGGGAGUUUGUCAAAUAAUGGUGUUUAGCUAAUGGUUAUGAGCAAUUGCAUACCGACAGCUCUGAUUUAGUUGAACAGCAAAAACUAGGUCCAAAGCCAGUUUCUUGGCAUUUGAAAAUAAGGCAAUAAAAACUAGAGGAAGUUAGCUGACAGGGAAAUGCCUUUUCCAUGGUUUAAGUGGUUUGUUUCUGUUUUGUGGGGAUUUUUGUUGUUUUAAUUUUGUUCCAUUUUGUUUUCAUGCUGGAUUCAUUCUCUGAUCUUGAGUCAAAAGGUCAAAUCAAUGAAAUAUGAACUAAAGUAUUUUUCUGAAGCCAAUUAAUUGAGUGAUUUAUUUUUUAAAACUGUUUAUGUUUUUCUUUCAGCACACACAACAGCAAAACUUUUCGUAACAACUAAACUUAACCUUUGCAUGUACGGAGAACUGAAAGUCAUUUGUUUCCUCUAACUUAGUCUUUUGGCAAAUGACAGAUCGAUGACCAUAAACAGAAAUUCCUUAUUGUGUCUACACACGCCAUAUCCUUUCCUGUGUCCUGCUACUGUAUCUUGGCUCCCUGCUGAAUUAAACACCAUCCUAAGCACUUGCUCCAAUGGGACUCCUUCUUGACAUUGUGUCUUCCACCUGUUGGUGAGUGGACAGGAGAAAUGCAUCAGUCUAUAUCAGACCCCAGACUGAGUUAGUUCUCUGAUGAGAGUUAUGUGCCAUGCCAACAGGGGACUGGUUCAUAGUUUGAUACUUGCUGAAACUUGAUGGCAAUGUUAACAGGAGUGGGAGAUUUAUCUACCAAGGACUGGGUGGAUGAUAAUAGUUUUACAAAUUCACAAUAAUAAAACACUGAUCAAAAAAGGAA